AUGCCCAGCAGACAUCGUCUGGCAAUCAGCGACUGUCUUUUGGCAACCGGCGAUUUGGACUCCUCUCUCGGUGAACUAGCUGCUCGUUUGACCGCUAUCGACCAACCACUGCCCCUCAACCUCGUAGCAGCAAUCCCUGCCAGAGCCAAACAAGCGCAUGGGAUUUAUUUCUGCAGCAAUUCGUCCACCAACAGCUACGCUGGAUACGCCGAUGCCGAGAAAUGCAUGCCAGAAGCACAAAUCGCUGAUUUCAUUCGUCGUAGCAACCAAGAUCUGUUCGAGAAAUUGAAUCAGAUGCCAUUGGAGAGUAGCCACUUGGCCGGCGAUGAAGAGAUGGCCGUGGAAGACAUCAACAAGAGCGCCCUUUUGAACGGCAGGAAUACGCCAUCGACCACCAACGUUCUGGCCGUCUCUGAGAAUGUCGUGCACCCGACCAACGAUGAGCACCAGGUCACUGUCACGCAGGGCACUGCCAUGACCGAGCCUGCCAACGAAGCGGAGCCACUGGACAUUGAUUGUCCAAGUGAGCCUGACACAGUGCUCCAGGCAGAAGACCAACUCCUUCUCCGUAAGCACAUCGUCCGCUCCUAA
Cladophialophora carrionii CBS 160.54 is the source of this 591-nucleotide messenger RNA. RefSeq lists its product as uncharacterized. The transcript has a single exon. The record is from RefSeq and is a predicted model, not a curated record. The coding region runs from base 1 to 591 and encodes 196 amino acids. Lineage: Eukaryota; Fungi; Ascomycota; Eurotiomycetes; Chaetothyriales; Herpotrichiellaceae.